Sapajus apella (tufted capuchin) is the source of this 7165-nucleotide messenger RNA. It is a transcript of the gene KLF3, whose product is annotated as Kruppel like factor 3. The transcript is spliced from 6 exons. Gene Ontology annotation, biological process: regulation of transcription by RNA polymerase II. Gene Ontology annotation, molecular function: DNA-binding transcription factor activity, RNA polymerase II-specific; RNA polymerase II cis-regulatory region sequence-specific DNA binding. The record is from RefSeq and is a predicted model, not a curated record. Bases 5812 to 6852 code for a protein of 346 amino acids. Lineage: Eukaryota; Metazoa; Chordata; Mammalia; Primates; Cebidae.
ACCACAAAACCUUGUCAGAUACAAAACAACAGAGCUUUGCAGAAAGCUAUUGUUUUAUUCACUGCAAAGUUUCUAAAUUAAAACCCAAUUUUCUUGCUAUGGGCACAGUCAUGCUUCUUUUUUUCCUUUAUUUAUUUUUCUUUUUUUCUUACCUGUUCUUACAUCUGCACACACCAGAUUCUUAAAUCUCUGAUAAUAUGAGCUUGAGUUAAACAGUCCUGGCUAACAAAGUAAAGAGAAAUAAUGGGAAAGGAACUGCGAAUGGAUUUUACUAUCUUAAAAAUAACCCAAAGGGAAAAUAGACAUUUUAGAAUGUCUUGUAGAAAUUAGUACUCUGGCGUACAGAUUGUGUAACAAUUUUUAGAUUAAAUGUCAGAAACAGAAUCACAUUCUUAAAAGGUAAAUUUCUGUAAAUGUGUGUAUAUGCUGAACAGAUGAGCAGCUCUGCAAAAAUGUGUAUAACUGCAUUUGAAAAAGACAGAAAAUUUUGGGUUGCUCUAGAUGUCCCACAGUCUGUCUUGGAAUUCUGUGACUAAAGGAGGCUUACCAUUGCUCCAGUUUUAGUUCUGUGGGGUACCCAAAUGUAAUCUGAAUUCCUAACAGUGCUCUGUCUUCAUUUUCCUCUUGAUGCACUGAGGCUGAACCAUAAUCAUUACCCUAACCAGGAAUUUGACCAGAGCUAGGGACUAGCCAUUGGGAUGGGGCAGAAAGGGACAAAAGAAAUCGGGAGGGAGGCUAGUGUUCAUUAGGGAGGUCUCUGCUGCUUGAAUAUGAUAAAAUCACAUUUCACUUAUGAUGUUUACUGUAUGUGGCAGCUCUUAUUUGUAAAUAGGGCAGGUCCCCUGUAUAAAGCUGGUGUUAUUAUUCACACCCAUAGAACAAACACCUCCACCCCCCUGUUGUUGUCUUAAAAAACUCCAGCUGCUCAUGAAUAUAGGGUCAGGGAGGGCCGGCUAAAUGUUUCUCUGUGCUUUCUCUCCAGCACAGCCAGCAGAGCUGUUUCCUGUUCUUUGUUUCAAGGCUGGGGUUUGCGUCAUACAUUCCAAGUGGCAUAUGUGUGCUCUUUCCUGUUUCAGGCUGUUUUCUGGUAGAUCAGUAGCCCAGAGCAGGCUGAGGUCCCUGCCCCUAAACUCCGUAUCCCCACCCAUGGAGUUAUCAUGUCUCUACACACUUGAUAUUGCUUAAGAUGCCUGUGUUAUGUCAUAAUGAGAAGUCAGUUAACCUUUUUACGUCCACCCUUUGCUUCACUGCAUUUGUCUGGGUGAAUACAUGGUUUUACCUUGUUAAAUUUUUCAUUGCCACAUUGUGAUUUGGGGGAAAUUUCGGUCUAUCUUGGCAAAGAAACCUAAAGGAGUUUUGUUUUUGUGAUUCUUGUGUUGAGGUGGUUAGGAUGUUUGUUCUAAGAUAGGCAUUUUGCCCUGAAGCUGUCAAUUUUGGAUCAGGAUUAACACCUUACAGUUUAGAAGACCUAGCAUUAUAUGAAAGAUGUGGCCCACCCUUGUUCACAUUAACCCAGGAUGCUCCAGGCGGCUUCGGUGGAUGGAGAAUUGAAGCAGUGUUGGCAGCCUGGGCUUAGUUGAAAGUCCUGCUUGUGUUUGGAAGAAGAAAUCUUUGGAAAAAUCAUUGAAGCAAAGCAUAAGACAUUGAGAAAAUCCCAGGAUUAUUUCUUUUUAAGGACAAAGAUUUAAAUAUCAGGAUAAUGUUUUAAGGACAGAAAUUUCACUGUACAAUAUUCUACAUCUCAUUUUCAACCCGUUCUUAAGAAUUAAGCUCAAAGAAAAGGAGAACUGGCAAUAACAAAUUCAUUCAGUGAUAGAUCGUUUGAAAAAUUUUAAUCUUCUAUUUUGAAAACAGAAGAAAAAUGCUCUUCUCAUUUUCUUUUUACAAUAACAUUUUUCAUUAUUUUUUAAAUAUUCUGUCAGUUGUGGGUUAAUGAAUUUCUGAGUUAACUAUUUAAGACCUAUCUUAAUAUUAUUUUUCUUUUGGUUCUUGAUAAACUAAGAUUUAAGGAAAUAUUUGGUUGAAAAAGAAAAGUUUUGGAAAGUUCUUUUAUAAACUUAUUUGGGGAUUUUCUUUUUUAAUCGAAAGGAAUAAUUUACAACGUUGCCAUGGAAUUAAUUCAGUGUUGCUGAAGCAGCAAAUCAGGCCCUCUGAUCCCCAAAAUUGAUGAUAACGAUGCUUUGGCUUUAAAUGUCACAUUCCACCACAUUCUUUAUGUAUAAAUGGAAAGUAUAAAAUAUGGUAUUAAGAGAGUUACUUGGAUCAAUUACUUGGCUACUGAUAACCUUCUAUGACAAAGGCCAGGAGUUUUGGAAGUCCUCACAAGUUCUUUCUCCUUUGGGAAAAGCAUCUUAAAAUACUAAGCUGACCUGCAAGACAAGAGGUUUUUAAGCUUAAAAUUCAUAAGUAAGUCAAAUGGAAGCAGGGUUUUUUUGUUUGCUUUGAUUCCAAAGUUGUUAACAAUCUAACUAGGUUUGGUAAACAGAGUGUGCAUUUGGCUUUCGGAAAACUCUUUCCUCUCCCUUUUGCAGGGAGAUGAAGUGGUUGAUAGAGGUGAUCAGGGCCUAAUAUAGUCUAUCAGAAAAACAUUCUGCAAGCUUUUAAAUGCUAAGCUGAAAAGUUGAAGAAAAUUAUACUAUCUUAUAGUUGCUAUAAUUACAAAAAAAUGGGAAUGAGUUUUAUUUGACCAUAUAAAUAAAUCCUGAUUCUUAAUUCCAUUGUGUCUCCAUCUCCCCUUGAGAACUUGCCUUCUUAAUAUUUUCAAAUCAACAUUUUUGCUAUAAAAUGACAGCUUUCUUGGGUAGUAUUUCUUGUUCUCUGUUUUCACACCCAGUUGUGUUUAAAAAAAAUAAAUAUAGGCAACCUCAUGUUUUAAGGUACUGAGAAUUAAAUUAUUCUGGAACGUGGACUCUCCGAAGUGCUUCAUUUAUCAUUGGUUCUAGCUUUUUUAAAAAAUAAAUCUGUAGAAUCUUAAAACAAUUGAUGUCUGGUUUGCUAGUAUGUGAUAUUCUAGUCAGAAUUCCUCUUGGAGGUGAGUUGGAUUAUGAUGGUCGCUAGCAUUCUCGUUUUGAAGACCACUCUGUUCCUUUCUUAGACCCUGUUUCUCAUCUUAAGCAGUCAUGCCAGAGCUGGAGACAGGAAACCAGACAGCAGUCUGCCCUGAUAAGGGACAGCAUUGUCUGAAGGGGUUAGCCCUACUUUUUCCCCCAACUCAACUCUCCUUCCUUGAAAUUUAGUAGUCAUAGAAGAGGCACAAUGCUGUUGACAGUUUCUGAAUUAGAACUAGGAUUAAUUUCCUCCAAAGCAAAAAAAAAAGUCUCCUCAGCCAGGUGUGGUGGCUCACCCCUGUAAUCCCAGCACUUUGGGAGGCCAAGGUGGGUGGAUCACCUGAGGUCAGGAGUUCUAGACCAGCCUGGCCAACAUGGCGAAAUCCCAUCUCUACUAAAAAUACAAAAAUUAGCUGGGCAUGAGUUGGGCACGGUGGCAUGUGCCUGUAAUCCCAGCUACUUGGGAGGCUGAGGCAGGAGAAUCACUUGAACCCAGGAGGCAGAGGUUGCAGUGAGCCGAGAUCGUGCCACUACUCUCCAGCCUGGGCAACAAGAGCAAGACUCCGUCUCAAAAAAAAAAAAAAGUGUCCUCUUAACUGGCCCUGUCCUGAUUCUGUUAUGUGGCCAUAUCCAAUGGAAUAUUUGAAAAAAAAAGAAAAUGAUCUGUAUGUUUUGUAUCUGUUGGCCAAAGUUUGUAGUAAAAUUCUUUCUUUAGCAAAACAGGUUCCUGGAGGUUUUUGAAAUUCACUCCAUUGUGUCGGCAGGCUGAAUUCAUUAUCAUUUCUCCAUCUAAUUAUUUGGAAGGGCUGGAGACAGAAGAGAGCAAGUUCAGUGGCCCUCUAGCCUAUGCAUUUCAUGUGACUCCUGGGUCUGGCUCUUAUCCUGUUUUCAGUAAGGGGUUGCUCCUUGAGGCAGGCCCUUUGCAGGAAGACCCAGAAUUGCCCUGCUUAGUCCAGGACAUCCUCAAGAUGGUUGCCAAUCUCUGGAAGGCUUGGGGAUCCCGCCAGGGAUGGCCCAGAGCUAGUCUUAACCCAAAUGAGUGGAGUUUGGCCAAAUCUUGACAUAAGAGAUCCAAUGGAUAUUGAGGUCAGCGGGUUCUACCCUGGAGAGCGACCUGUGAAUCAAGCGUGGGUUUUUUUUUCUCCUUUGGCCUAUAUGUUCUUUCUACUACUACUGUUGUUUAAGUGUAAUCACUGAGAUCCACUCCUUUAUCUUUUCCUGUACUUUACACCCCUGGUACCUUCCAAAACUUCACACUCCAAAGCCACUUUCAUUUAUAAGAUCAAGUUCCUGUUCCACUGAGUUUCCAAACAAGGGAGUUUUUCUCCUGGGCUCCCAAAGUUUCCACGUUUACUUUGCAUUUUAGAAUAUGAGAUGUCAGGCCAGCUUCACUAGCUGCUGGACAGCGUUUCCAUGUGGGACACCUGGUGUGCCAUCAUUCCAGGGCCCUUGCCCUUAAUUUGUCGUAGCAUGUGAGAAGUGUAGUUUGACAUCCAUUCAUUUAUUCAUCUCACAAGUAUUUAUUGAGUACCUACUUAUUAGAGCUAAUCUCAAAUUAUGUGCAAUCAUUACUCUGAGUUGUACCAUAGGAUGGAGUAGACCUGCAGUGAUCUAACCUGAAAAGGCAUUUUGAAAUCUUAAUUGCCUGCUGGAACCUCCCCGGCCCCUGCUUCCCAUGGGCCAGCGUGGCCGUGCACACCCACACCCUCCCUACUGGGGAGUGACCCCAGCAUGAGGAGAUGUUACCUAAAAGUCGGUCCCACAGCACAGGCUCUGAAGCAGAACAGAAAGUGCCCGGGUCUGCAGGCAGGAACACUUCUGUUCCUGGCUGCAGCUCCAACCAGCUUUGUGAAAUUGGGCAAGUCGUUUCACCUCUGUUCCUCCAUUUCCUCAUUUCUAAAAUGGGGAUGAGGACCUGACCCUUCCACCUUUGUACAGUUAUUAUAAGGAUUUCCGUAUUUACUUGGGUCAAGCUGCCAAUUUUUCUCAGCAGUUAUAUGGACAAUUGCAGGUGCACUGGCUAGGAAGAAUAAUUGCCUAAUUUGGGGCCUUCAGAAUAUGUCUUUUGAUCUUGCAUCCAAGUGUGCAUACUGAGACAGGGUGGGCAGCAAGGGCCAGUUGGGAGAAGUGGAAAUGGUCACUACCAUAAAUAGACUGUCCCCACGUUGUGUCUUCUCCAGGGACCAACCUGUUCACAGAAAUCACUAUCCUGCACUUACUGUGUGGUGUAAUGUCCUCUGUUUGGGGAGGUGGUAGAGUGAUGUGCCAAGGCUACCAGUCUUGAAGUCAGACUACCUUGGGUUCAAGUCCUGGCUCUGCAGGUUAGCAGCUGUGUGAUGUUGGGCAGAUUACUUGACCUCUCUGUUUCAGUGUUUUGUUUUGUUUUGUUUUCAGUAAACUGGGAAGGUAGUAACCACCUCAUAAGCAUUAAAUGACAGAGCUCAUGUAAAGAACAGUACCUGGUGGUUACCAAUCCUGAAGGUGGUAGUGAUUGGCAGGAAACCUGGGACAUCACUUAGCCCCUUGCUUUCCUUGACCCUUUUUCAAAAACCUGUGUUUGUGUACACACCCGUUCCCCCAGCAGUUCCCCCCCCCUUUCUCGCUCUCUUUUUUCUAUUUUAGAUUUUAAAACACAGUUGAGAGCUCGACACUAGACUUGUUUAGAAGACCUCACUGAGUAGAUAAAUUCUUUGAAGAUGGUACUGAUAAGGUCUCUGGAGUACAGGCCAUACACCAGAGCACCCUAGAAGGUUUAACUAAAAUAAUGCUCAUGUUUGACCCAGUUCCUGUCAAGCAAGAGGCCAUGGACCCUGUCUCAGUGUCAUACCCAUCUAAUUACAUGGAAUCCAUGAAGCCCAACAAGUACGGGGUCAUCUACUCCACACCUUUGCCUGAUAAGUUCUUUCAGACCCCAGAAGGCCUGUCACAUGGAAUACAGAUGGAGCCAGUGGACCUCACGGUGAACAAGCGGAGUUCACCCCCUUCGUCGGCUGGGAAUUCGCCCUCCUCUCUGAAGUUCCCGUCCUCACACCGGAGAGCCUCGCCUGGGUUGAGCAUGCCUUCUUCUAGCCCCCCGAUAAAAAAAUACUCACCCCCUUCUCCAGGCGUGCAGCCCUUUGGCGUGCCACUGUCCAUGCCGCCGGUGAUGGCAGCUGCCCUCUCGCGCCAUGGAAUACGGAGCCCGGGGAUCCUGCCUGUCAUCCAGCCAGUGGUGGUGCAGCCCGUCCCCUUUAUGUACACGAGUCACCUCCAGCAGCCUCUCAUGGUCUCCUUGUCAGAAGAGAUGGAAAAUUCUAGCAGUAGCAUGCAAGUACCUGUAAUUGAAUCAUAUGAGAAGCCUAUAUCACAGAAAAAAAUUAAAAUAGAACCUGGGAUCGAACCACAGAGGACAGAUUAUUAUCCUGAAGAAAUGUCACCCCCCUUAAUGAACUCAGUGUCCCCCCCGCAAGCAUUGUUGCAAGAAAAUCACCCUUCGGUCAUUGUGCAGCCUGGGAAGAGACCUUUACCUGUGGAAUCCCCGGAUACUCAAAGGAAGCGGAGGAUACACAGAUGUGAUUAUGAUGGAUGCAACAAAGUGUACACUAAAAGCUCCCACUUGAAAGCACACAGAAGAACACACACAGGAGAAAAACCAUACAAAUGUACAUGGGAAGGAUGCACAUGGAAGUUUGCUCGGUCUGAUGAACUAACAAGACAUUUCCGAAAACACACUGGAAUCAAACCUUUCCAGUGCCCGGACUGUGACCGCAGCUUCUCCCGUUCUGACCAUCUUGCCCUUCACAGGAAACGCCACAUGCUAGUCUGAAUGCCCCUGUCCUGCCUCAGCGUGACUCCCCACUCACCUGGCUCUCUCUCUCUCCUGCCUCCCAUUAGCUAACACAUUUUUUACAUGUACAUUUUAAUUUGAUUCAGCUGGUCUGAAUCUCUGGAUUUAUAUCAUCCAAAACUUCCAUAUGGUCAGUAGUAGAUGUUCUCUAAUCCUCCCUCUCCUUACCACGGGUCAGACCUAAAGAAUGUGAACACUUUUUUUUUUUUUUCUGGGGAUGCUAAGCAAACCCUUCUUAUAGAUACGUUUAAUGUAAUAAGAACAAGGGAACAUGUAAACUAACAUAACCAAU